AUGGGUUGUGAUCUGAAACGUUUCCUUCUUGCAUUACUUCUGCUGCGAAUAUGUGACUACGCAGCUGCUUCUAAUUUCUCUUUUGCAUUACCUAAUUGCAAAGACCAUUGCGGAAUUGUUGAUGUUCCUUACCCUUUUGGGAUAGGCCAAGGUUGUUACAAGGACAAGUGGUUCGAGAUUGUCUGCAGGAACUCAUCAGAACAACUCUCAGUACCUUUCCUACUUAGCAUCGAACGGGAAGUUAUCUCCAUCUCCAUUGUUGGCCUUCCCACCGUUUCUUAUGAUGAGACCAACAAGUUUUACAUUCUGAGUCCAUUGAAGCACUCAGGUUGCUCCAAUGGAGUAGUAGGUGAUUCAUCGCCUUUGAAUCUAACAGGCAGUCCAUUCUUCAUAUCAGACAAGAACAAGUUCACAGCUGUUGGAUGCAACAACAAGGCGUCGAUGAACGGGACAGGGUUGCAAAUCGUGGGAUGUGAGGCGACAUGUAGGAAUGAGAUACAGUCUUUUCAAGAUGAUUACAAAAGCUGUGUGGGUUAUAAAUGCUGCCAAACCUCAAUACCACCUAAUCUUCUGCUGUUUGAUGCGACUUUGGAGAAACUGGAACCCAGUAAAGACGGAUGUCAAGUUGCAUACUUGUCACAAUUCAACUUGGAAGGGUAUAUGUUCACGGCUCCUCAACUAUCAGAGUACGGUAACUACACGAGGAUGGAGCUCGAAUGGCGUUUUGAUCUUCCUUCGACAUCUACGGACACUGAUGAAUGCAUAGAUCCAAAGCUAAAUGUAUGUGGAAAGAACAAGUGUGUGAACGUUCCUGGAUCAUUCAAAUGUAGGAAAACUUGGCUAACCAUUUUAAGUGGAACUCUCAGUGCUGGAUUGUUGCUUUUGGUCAUUGGAAUGUGGUUGCUAUGCAAGGCUAAUAAAAAGCGGAGAGUAGCCAAGCAGAAGAGGAAGUUCUUCAAACGAAAUGGAGGUUUGUUGUUACAACAACAAACAUCUUUCCUUCAAGGCAGUGUCAACAGAACCAAACUGUUCAGCUCUCGUGACCUGGAGAAGGCAACCGACAAAUUCAACGCAAGCAGAAUACUAGGGCAAGGUGGGCAAGGUACAGUAUACAAGGGAAUGUUGGAAGAUGGAAUAAUUGUCGCAGUUAAGAAAUCCAAAGCAUUGGAAGAAGAGAAUCUUGAGGAAUUCAUCAACGAGAUAAUCCUUUUGUCACAGAUUAACCACAGAAAUGUUGUCAAAAUCCUAGGUUGUUGUCUUGAGACGGAGAACCCAUCAGAGGAUUUCCCAAUGACUUGGGAAGUCCGUCUCUGCAUCGCCUGUGAAGUCGCAGAUGCUCUCCUACCUGCAUUCAGCCGCCUCUAUUCCAAUAUAUCACAGAGAUGUCAACAUCGUGCAAAAGUAGCAGAUUUUGGGAUUUCCAGAUCUGUUCCUAUAGAUGACACUCACUUGACAACAAUAGUGCAAGGAACAGUUGGAUACGUAGACCCAGAAUAUCUCCAGUCAAACCACUUCACAGGGAAGAGUGAUGUCUACAGUUUUGGGGUUUUGCUCAUUGAGCUCUUAACUGGAGAGAAACCUGUCUCCCUCCUGAGGCGGCAAGAAGUCAGGCUGCUGGGUGCUUACUUCCUUGAAGCCAUGAGAAAUGACAGACUUCAUGAGAUUCUCGAUGCUCGCAUCAUGGAGGAAUGUGAUCAAGAAGAGGUCUUUACAGUAGCCAAACUUGCAAGAAGGUGUUUGAGCUUGAACUCACAACACCGCCCUACCAUGAGAGUCGUCUCUAUUGAACUGGAUAGGAUGCAAUCCAAGAAAAAAGAAAUUCAAAACCAAGCACAGAAUAGUGAAGAGCAUGCACACAUCCAGAUUGCUAUACCGGAGUCUAUGUCACUCAGUUAUACUUCUCCGGAAAUAGUCAUUGAAAACAGCUCAUUCUCACUGGACUCAAAACCACUCAUGCCUCACAAGACACAGUGA
Arabis nemorensis is the source of this 1974-nucleotide messenger RNA. NCBI's taxonomy places the organism in Eukaryota, Viridiplantae, Streptophyta, Magnoliopsida, Brassicales, Brassicaceae. The record is from the annotation of a GenBank genome assembly.